UCGUAAGCCGACAAAAUACAUUGCUCUUCGACAUCUUGGAGGAAUAAGGUGUUUUUGGUAUAGUGAAUACGACGUAAAAUACAUUUCUGGAAAGAGGUUUUAUUGAAUUUAAGUUUCCAUCUUUUCGUGGUCGUUUAUUGUGAAUUCUUUUAACAAUCGUCAAUAUCGGUCCAAUUUGCGUAAGUUUCAUUCAACCAGAAAACAAGCCGGGAGAGGUGAUUUUGUAGUCUAUAAAAGGCUUUUGCGACCUAUUUAUAGAAGGCCAGUUCAAGUGAUAUCCCGUGUGUGAAACUAAUCGCGUAUCGGCAUCAAAAUGAGUCUCGUGUGGAGUCUUAUUGCAUCGUUCCUGUAUGUGGAAAUAUUCAUCGUUCUGAUGCUGGUUCUUCCAGUGGCCAGUCCUCAAAGAUGGCAGAAAUUUUUCAAAUCCCGUUUUCUGGCGAUGCUGAGUAGACAGGCACAUACUUAUUUCUAUUUAUUGCUGUUUGUACUGGUUUUGUUCCUGCUGGAGGCUAUCCGCGAAAUGAGGAAAUAUUCCCACGUCGAUACAGAUCCUGCAGCUGAGCAACAUCUUAACGUUGGUAUGCAACACAGUAUGCGAUUGUUCCGUGCCCAGCGGAACUUCUACAUUUCCGGUUUCGCAAUCUUCCUGUCACUCGUAAUCCGUCGGCUAGUCUCGCUCAUCACUACUCAGGCUCAACUUUUGGCUCAAGCGGAAGCAUCGAUGAAACAGGCUCAAAGUGCUACCGCUGCUGCUCGCUCGAUGAUGAAUCAACAGAAGAUUGAAGCGGAGACCGGCGACAAACCAAAGCCAUCCGCUCCGUCGGCAGAUGAAGUUAAUGUUGACGAAUUGAAGAAACGUGUUGCUGAACUCGAGGGCGAACUUGCCCGUGAACGCAAGGAUAAGGAAGCAAUGAAGAGUCAGUCGGAGAGCUUGAACCGGGAAUACGACAGACUGACUGAGGAGUACAGCAAGCUCCAGAAGCGAAUCACUAUCACUACCAACGAUAAGAGCGAUUAAUUCCAUAAUUUGGCUGAUUAGCUGGAGAUUUUGUUUUCUUUCAUUAGAAAUGCCACUUUUUGGUCGCAUUACUGGUUUUCAUUCAUGCGGUGAACUUAUUACUAAUUUAAUUUUCUUGUUCAAUUUUAUACUGCACUCUCUGUCUUCAAAAGACUUCAGUAACUAUGUAACCGAAAAAAAACAGAUUAUUCGGAAACCGUUAAAAUCGCUCUCGAUGAAUUUAACUCAUUAAAUAUGAAACAUCGUUUGAAAAACGUAAAAAGGAUAACCAUAUGACUGACCAAAACUGUAAAGAAAUAAUGAAAAAGAAGAGACGACUGUUGAGAUAAAUGUAUGUUUUAGAAAUGUAAUGGUUACGAUAAAUAAACCUAAUCUGCUUGUGUAAGAGCAAAAA
Toxorhynchites rutilus septentrionalis is the source of this 1412-nucleotide messenger RNA. Its product is annotated as B-cell receptor-associated protein 31. Gene Ontology annotation, cellular component: endoplasmic reticulum membrane; endoplasmic reticulum. NCBI's taxonomy places the organism in Eukaryota, Metazoa, Arthropoda, Insecta, Diptera, Culicidae. The transcript has 3 exons. The coding region runs from base 314 to 1018 and encodes 234 amino acids. The record is from RefSeq and is a predicted model, not a curated record. Gene Ontology annotation, biological process: intracellular protein transport; endoplasmic reticulum to Golgi vesicle-mediated transport.